AUGUGGAGUGGUCCUUCUACUGUCCUCUCAUGUGUCCUGCUGCUCCUGUGGAGCCAGACCCGGACCCAGGCCUGCCAGGGGGACGAGCUGCCUCGUGAGGUGGUGCUGGACUGGUUGAAACAGCGCCUCCUGGAUGGGUUAGGGAUGGAGCAGCCCCCUGAGCCCAGCCUCCAGGCCCAUGACGGGGGCAGAGAGAGAACAGAGGUGGUGCGAGGUCACCGGAGAUCCACCAGGGUAGGGAGGGCAGCCUGGGCCCAGGACCACAGGAGGCAUCACCAGGAGAGCCAAGAGCAAGUCAUCCUCUUCCCCAGCUCUGGUGAGUAAGAGGGUCUAUCAUUCUUUCUCCUUUUCUCACGCUCUGACGCCAUGUUCCUUUUCCCUUCUCUUUAGUCAAUCUCACUAGCUCACUCCAAAAGUGAAGUUUGUCAGAUGUUUUUCCAGACCUCAACAAAUGACAAGUGUAGGUUCUUUGUUUCACCCAUUUCCCCAUCUAUUGACCUGACCUUUUUUCCACUGUCUGCUUUGUUUUUCCCAGACUCUACCUGUCAUAGCUCAGACUCUCCAUCAGAGGAGAGAGCCACCAGACACUUCACCUACUACUUCCAAUCCUCCCUAAACAACCAAGAGUCCGCCAUCACCUCGGCCAAUUUCUGGUUCUACGCCGGCGAGGGGGCCAGCAGGAACACCACCCCGCUCUACAUCCUCACGUCAGACCAACAGCUCCUCCAGGUGGCAGAGUCUCCGGCCAAGACCACCGCUGAUGGCUGGACCACCUACCGCCUCGAGCGCCACCUCCUCACCGCCCUGACCCAAGGCCCCUUCGCGCUCCAGGUGCGCUGCCCCGCCUGCGAAUGCCACGCGAACGAAGCCGACAAAAUGCCAUUCCUCCACCUGCAUGCCCGACUUCACGGCCCAGACCGCUCCCCACGGCGAGCAGCCGCCACCAUCCCCUGGUCCCCGUCGGCCAUCGACCUCCUGAUGCGGCCAUCGCAGGAGAAGCCUGAGUACAGCGACUGUCAGCGGGAGGAGAUCAACAUCUCGUUCCAGGAGCUGGGCUGGGACAACUGGAUCGUUCACCCAAAGUUUCUCAACUUCUACUACUGUCAUGGGAACCUGUUCGGCUUUGGACCGCACCACUGCUAUGCUGGGGAUCAAACAGUGCUGCGCUCCGGUCCCCGGGACCAUGAAGUCACUACGGUUCACCACUACGUCUGA
Molecule: messenger RNA, 1215 nt
Organism: Coregonus sp. 'balchen'
Lineage: Eukaryota; Metazoa; Chordata; Actinopteri; Salmoniformes; Salmonidae
Source: the annotation of a GenBank genome assembly